Molecule: messenger RNA, 768 nt
Organism: Kwoniella shivajii
Lineage: Eukaryota; Fungi; Basidiomycota; Tremellomycetes; Tremellales; Cryptococcaceae
Exons: 3
Coding region: 1-768 (255 amino acids)
Source: RefSeq, a predicted model, not a curated record
AUGGCUAUAUUAGAGGAGAUUCCAAUAUCACCUAUCGGUUUUCCAUCUCCGAGCUCCAAUACCACACGUCAACGUAAAAACAAGUCAAAAUCAAAAACGAAAACGAAAUCGAAAACGAAAACCAACCAAUCCAAAUUCGACGAGUCUGAAUUGGAUGAUGAGAUUCCAUUAAAACAACCAUCGACAAUAUCUACUUCUCCUUCUUCUUCUUCUUUGUCAAGUAAAACUAAACCGCUCAUUGACAUUGAUGAUUUCGAUAUACCACUUGACUCGAAUUUCAUCACUGUUAAACCGGGCGAUGUCCUCACCAGCUCGUCACAGGAUGCACUCGGACAAGUCAACGUAGUAGUAGAUGACGGAGCAGAAGAAGAAGAAGAAGAUGAUGAUGACGAAAUAUUCAAUACUUUGAUAUACGCAGUACCAUUCACGUUCCUUUUCCUUUUAUUGGAUAUACUAGUUCAUCUUCAAUAUAAUCACAGACCAUCUUGGGAAAUACUGGUCAAACAUUGUUUGACUGCUUUACCUACAAAUCGAUAUCCAACACACUGGGCGACCAACCCAUUCUUGAUGACUUCAUCUAUACUUUCAGGAUGUAGGAUGAUCCAUUUAGUCAAUAAAGAAAGUUGGAGUGUGGUCACUUCUCAAGCACCCCCAAUGGGUACAUUGUGGAUACUCACAAUCGUUCAACUACCCCUGUCGAGAGCUAUGAUCGCUUUGUUCUCUGUUGGAGCAUGGAUUUGGUGGUCAGGUUUGAAGAUGAUGCCAUAA